Messenger RNA from Eleginops maclovinus (Patagonian blennie), 1958 nucleotides. RefSeq names its product SDS3 homolog, SIN3A corepressor complex component (gene suds3). Bases 371 to 1144 code for a protein of 257 amino acids. Gene Ontology annotation, biological process: negative regulation of transcription by RNA polymerase II. Lineage: Eukaryota; Metazoa; Chordata; Actinopteri; Perciformes; Eleginopidae. The transcript has 12 exons. Gene Ontology annotation, cellular component: Sin3-type complex. Gene Ontology annotation, molecular function: histone deacetylase binding. The record is from RefSeq and is a predicted model, not a curated record.
AGCCUGUGUUACUAAACUUGGCUCCCAAGUUUGCCACAUUGCAUUAGCCUGAACAUGUUAGCUUUGCCGUGAGAGUUGCCGUUGGACUGACAGCACGACCAAGUUAGCCGGGGACCGUUUCUGAUUAAUCUCACCAUGCGGCAAAUGCUUGACACUCAAAUUAACAGCUACAUUUCUGUCGUCUGUUACAUUAAUUUCAUUACGUUCUAAUUUCAUUAGAUUAAAAUGACAACCGUUGUCUUUUUCUUGCUAAACUCCCUGCUGGUGAUGCAACGAUAGAUAAUGUCAGAUAUUUCAUGACACGGAAGAUGCCAGUGAAACAGACCUCGCCAAGCACGACGAGGAUGACUAUGUCGAAAUCAAAGAGCAAAUGUACCAAGACAAACUGGCCUCUCUGAAAAGACAGUUGCAGCAAUUACAAGAAGGUACACUGCAGGAGUAUCAGAAGAGGAUGAAGAAGCUGGACCAGCAGUACAAAGAGAGACUCCGAAAUGCAGAUCUCUUUCUCCAGCUUGAGACCGAGCAGGUGGAGAGGAACUACAUCAAGGAGAAGAAAGCAGCGGUGAAGGAGUUUGAUGAUAAAAAGGUGGAACUGAAGGAAAACCUAAUUGCAGAGUUGGAAGAGAAGAAGAAAAUGAUCGAGAAUGAAAAGUUAACAAUGGAGCUGACGGGAGACUCGAUGGAGGUAAAACCUAUAAUGACUCGGAAGCUGAGGAGACGGCCCAACGACCCGGUCCCUAUACCAGAUAAACGGAGAAAACCUGCACCAGCUCAGCUAAAUUAUUUGUUAACAGAUGAUCAGAUAAUGGAAGAUCUAAGAACAUUAAAUAAGCUUAAGUCACCAAAACGGCCAGUGUCUCCCACGUCACCAGAGCACGUCCCCUCCGCCCCCAUGGAGAGCCCCUCCCAGCGUUAUGAGGCUCGCAUCGAAGAGGGGAAACUCUACUACGACAAAAGAUGGUACCACAAGAGCCAGGCCAUCUACCUGGAGUCAAAGGACAACACAAAGAUAAGCUGUGUCAUCAGCUCGGUGGGGACCAAUGAGAUAUGGGUGAGGAAGACGAGCGACAGUACAAAGAUGAGGAUCUACCUGGGUCAGCUGCAAAGGGGAGCGUUUAUCAUACGUCGACGGUCGGCUGCAUGAAACAUCGCCCCACCUCACGCCACCCCCAUCAGUCCAUUUUUCCAUCCAUCCGCCCGCCUUCCUUUGUGGUGCAUCUCAGUUUGACAUGUGGCCUCUUGUUCUUCAUCAUGGACAGUAUCCCCUUAUGACACAAACAUACACACGCAGUCUUCUGUGACCAAGAAUAACUGCAUCUGUUUCCUACAUAAACCAAAUGACAGUACAGUUAAAGUUGUCAUAACCGACUGCUUUCCAGCAUUAUUUGUCACUAUGUGGCACGUGUGUGAAGGAGGUCAGUGGUCAUAACAGAGCCCGCUUUAUUUCUGUCUUGUGCUGUCAACACAAAGGCUUUUUAAAAACACACUUUGUCAUUUACCUUUUAUAUUUAAGUUAUUUUUCCUUAUUUUGUUGGUGUAGUGGCCCCGCAGAAACUGUCUUCAAGCUUUUAAAACAAUUUCUAAUAUGAUGUGUAACUGAACUGACAAAGGAAGAAUUGCAUCAGGUUUAUCAUAAAUCCUGUGACCGAAAGUGCUUCACCAGGAGUCAUGCCAUUUACAAAAGAGUAGGACUUUUGCACUGUCAUAAAAAAAAGGCAUCUUGCUAUGCUGAUGGUUUUCCCUAAUAACUUGUUCAAAAGCCCUGUGUAUUAAAACCCCAAAUUUCGUAUUUGAAAGAAAUUGUAUUUUAAGGAUCUUCUGUUAUUUCUUUGCCAUUGUAUGCGAUCUCCUGCCAUUUGUGAACCAUCUGGAAAAGUUCAGCUGUAUUUGCAUGUGGAGCGCUACGUUGACUGCUGAUUUCUACUGUUUCAUUUUAUUAAAAUGUUUUCUGCAUUUUA